Alexandromys fortis (reed vole) is the source of this 2305-nucleotide messenger RNA. It is a transcript of the gene Prorp, whose product is annotated as protein only RNase P catalytic subunit. The record is from RefSeq and is a predicted model, not a curated record. The coding region runs from base 452 to 2212 and encodes 586 amino acids. Gene Ontology annotation, molecular function: ribonuclease P activity; protein binding. Lineage: Eukaryota; Metazoa; Chordata; Mammalia; Rodentia; Cricetidae. The transcript has 8 exons. Gene Ontology annotation, cellular component: mitochondrion; mitochondrial ribonuclease P complex. Gene Ontology annotation, biological process: mitochondrial tRNA 5'-end processing; tRNA 5'-leader removal.
AGCAUGCGUGGCGUGGUGAGUUGUUGAAUGAAGUGAACUUCUUUCGUCGGCCCUCCAUACAGUUAAGUCUAAGUUCUUUCUGGACCUCACUUCCUUCCCUGUGAUGUUUGUGCUGCGUCCCCCUGAUCCCUCUUCUUUGAGGAGUUUUAAGGCCUGUAGAAAAUGUAAAGAUUCGAAAAUUGGAAUGUGACAGGAUUCCCGUGCGGUCUUCUGGUUUAGAACUUGCUACUGGUGUUGAAGAUCCCUGGAUCAUUGUUUAAUGGAGAGAACUUGUAUGCUUUCCUUGCCUUUAAAUCACUCCUAAAGCACAAUCGUGAUUUGUUUGUAAGGGAGAAACACAAAGUCUCCUUUUCAAGAACUGUGCAUCAACUAUCUUCAGCCUCCAAUCUCGUAAUUUUCCAUAGCAGAGCGGAGCUGCUUUAUUUUUAAGCCUCAUUCAACUCACUGCAGAAUGACCUUCUAUUUGCCUGGUUUUCGGAGCUUUCCGAAACUUUGGACGAGCACCCUUUCCUUAGAGCUGGGCCCUGCGACCUCGCCUGUCUUUUCCUUUCUCAGGGUUACCAGGAACCAGCACCGAUGGUUUUCUGUCAAAACCACGCCCCCUCCAAAUAGCAAAGAAAUAAAUCUGCAGCUUGCCAAAGCUAGAACACUCAAGAAAGGACAUGACAGCAAUAGGCAAGGUUCUUUUGAUCAUUAUUUUGCUGCCGGGGCAGCUAAGAAGAGGUCACACUUAACUAGCAACCUCCAGCCGAGAGAGCAUGCCCCGUCACGUGUGAGGAGGACGAUCAAACUUCCAACUAAACCCCUGAAUUCCGAAGAGUGGGAUAAACUUAAAGAGGAUUUCAACCGGAAGGGCAGUUUUGAAGACUGGGUCAUUUCGCAGAUGGUGUGCAGCAGUAGCUCUGUAGAUGUGGCUAAGUCCCUCCUGGCCUGGGUCGCAGCAAAGAACAAUGGCAUCGUAGGGUACAAUUUACUAGUCAAGUAUUUGUGUCUCUGCGUCUUUCACAAGCAGACAUCAGAAGUUAUUGACGUCUAUGAAAUCAUGAAAGCCAAGUACAAGUGUUUAGAAACUGCGGCUAACACCAUACUCAUCCGGGGAUUGAUCCACUCAGACAGGUGGAGAGAGGCCUUGCUGCUGUUAGAAGACAUUAAAAAAGUCACGGUCCCUUCGAAAAGGAACUAUAAUGACUGUAUUCAGGGAGCCCUCCUUCAUCAGGAUGUGGACAUGGCCUGGAGUUUGUAUCAGGAACUGGUAGGUCAUAAUCUCAUUCCUCUGCUGGAAACUUUAAAAGCCUUCUUUGAUUUUGGCAAAGACAUAAAUGAUGAUGACUAUUCGGACAAACUACUGGACAUUCUUCUGUAUCUAAGGAAUAAUCAGCUGUAUCCUGGAGAGUCAUUUGCACACAGUAUAAAAACAUGGUUUGAAAGCAUUCCUGGAAGACAAUGGAAAGGACAGUUCACUACAGUCCAGAGAAGUGGCCAUUGUUCAAGCUGUGGUAGAGCCUUAGAGUCUAUUCAUCUGAGUCCAGAAGAAUAUGAAUUUCUCAAGGGAAAAAUCAUGAGGGAUGUGAUAGAUGGUGGUGACCAGUAUAAGAAGACAACACCUCGGGAACUGAAGAGAUUUGAGAACUUUAUAAACUCCUGUCCUCCUUUUGAUAUUGUUAUCGAUGGCCUCAACGUUGCAAAAAUGUUUUCUAAGAGUCGUGAUUCUCAAAUUCUCCUGUACAUAGUUUCUCAACUAGCCCAGCAGAAUCUGCAGUUGCUGGUCCUGGGCCGGAAGCACAUGCUAAUCCCGAGUUCCAGGUGGAGAAAGGACGAGAUGGAGUGGGUGCGAAAGCUGGCCCACUGCUUUUUUGCUGAUGACAUCUCGGAGGAUGACCCGUUCCUGCUCUACGCCACCCUGAACUCAGGCAAUCACUGCAAGUUCAUCACCAAAGACCUGAUGCGGGACCACAAGGCCUGCCUGUCUGAUGUGCACGCCCAGCACCUUUUCUUUAAGUGGCAGCAGGGACAUCAGUUGGCAAUCAGGAUCAAUUUUCAAAAAUCAAAGCUAACUUUCCAGCACACUCUCAGCUACGACACGGUGGUGCAGACAACUGGAGACUCCUGGCACAUACCUUACGAUGAAGACCUGGUGCAAAGAUCCUCCUACGAAGUGCCAACCAAGUGGCUUUGCCUCCAGCGAAAGACACAGGCACCGGCCGGGUCCUGAAUUUGCCCUGGACACCUCCUGGCUGGUAGCAGAGCUCACAUCUAUGCUAUUUCCAGGCAUGACCUCUGUCCUGAAAAUAAAAAGAUUUUAGGA